CUGAAGGACAGACGAUCAGAUUCACCUUCACACCAAACUAACAACUUCCUGUGAGUGAGUUCAGCUAAAACUCCAACACUGCUGCUUCAACCUGCUGACACUCCACACACUGAAGCUUCACUCAGAGACUAAAUGGCUUCCAGAUCAGAGGAGGAUCUCUGCUGUCCGGUCUGUCAGGACGUCUUUAGACAUCCUGUUGUUCUGUCAUGUAGCCACAGUCUCUGUAAAGACUGUCUGAAGAGCUGGUGGACAGAGAAACAAACACAGGAGUGUCCAGUUUGUAAGAGAAGAUCUUCAAGGGCUGAACCACCUUUAAACCUGGCGUUAAAGAACCUGUGUGAGGCCUUCUUACAGGAGAGAGAUCAGAGAGCUUCAGAGGCUCUCUGCAGUCUGCACUCUGAGAAACUCAAACUCUUCUGUCUGGACCAUCAGCAGCCGGUUUGUCUUGUCUGCAGAGUUUCAGAAAAACACACCAACCACAGAUUCAGACCCAUCGAUGAAGCUGCACGACAACACAAGAAGGAAGUUGAGGAAACUCUGGAGCCCUUAAAGGAGAAGUUAAAGGUUUGUGAACAAGUUAAAGUGAAGUGUGAACAAACAGCACAACACAUGAAGGUCCAGGCCCGACGCACAGAGAGGCAGAUUAAGGAGCAGUUUAAGAAGCUUCACCAGUUUCUAGAAGAGGAAGAGGAGGCCAGGAUGGCUGCACUGAGGGAGGAAGAGGAGCAGAAGAGUCAGAUGAUGAAGGAGAAGAUGGAGGCUCUGAGCAGAGAGAUAGCAGCUCUUUCAGACACAGUCAGAGCCACAGAGGACGAGCUGAGAGCUGAAGACGUCUCAUUCCUGCUCAACUACAAGGCUGCAGUGGACAGAGUCCAGCAGCGCCCCCUGCUGGAUGAUCCACAGCUGCUCUCAGGAGCUCUGAUAGACAAGGCCAAACACCUGGGCAACCUGACCUUCAACAUCUGGAACAAGAUGAAGGACAUGGUCUCAUACACUCCUGUGAUCCUGGAUCCAAACACUGCUGGUCCAAAACUCAUCCUGUCUGAAGAUCUGACCAGUGUGAGAAAAGCAGAGGAGAAGCAGCAGCUUCCUGAUAAUCCAGAGAGGUUUGAUAAAAACUGAUCUGUCCUGGGCUCUGAGGACUUUAACUCAGGGACUCACAGCUGGGAUGUCGAGGUUGGAGACAGUACAGGCUGGAUACUGGGUGUGUUAGCAGAGUCUGUCCAGAGGAAGGGACUCAUAGAGUCUGGAUUGUGGAGAAUAAUGUUCUAUAAAGGUAAAUACUCAGCAUGGGCACUACCAGCUCCACACACUGAUCUCCAACUGAAGAAGAAGCUCCAGAGGAUCAGAGUGAAUCUGGACUGGAACAGAGGAAAGCUGUCGUUCUCUGAUCCUGAUACUAACACACACAUACACACCUUCACACACACUUUCACUGAGAGACUGUUUCCAUACGUUAGCACUUUUGAUGAGCUGAAGAUAUUACCAAAGACAGUCUGUGUGACAGGGAAACAGAGCAGUUCGAGAUGAAGAGGAUGAUUUAUUUCUUGAAGGAAAAGUCACUAAACUCCAGCUUUGCUUGCAUUUUUUGCUGAUAGUUUUAUUUGUCUUCUGUGAGAAAUGACGAGCAGUUCCUUGUGGGUACUUAAAAAUCACUGGGACUGUAAGUUUUUGUAGAUACAGUGUGCUAUUGUCAUGUUUCAACAUUUUUAUGACCUUCUGAAGACUUUGUGGGUGUAGCUAUGAACUGCACCAGAAUUUACUGCAGUGACUAAACUAAACUGAUUCAAUUCAAGCUUAAGGGAAAGGGACUACUUUGUGUCUAUAGGCGAUUACAGAGCUGAACAUAUAAAAUGACAUGCAUUUUAGUUCCCCAAGGCUCCAUAUUGGGGCCUCUUCUGUUUUACAUUUACAGUACAUGUUUCCAUUGUCUCAGAUUAUGGAAACAACAAAAUAUGUUACCAUAGUUCUGCAGAUGACACACAAAUUUACAUUACCAUGUCCCCAGGGGACUGUUGUCCGAUACAACUCUGACUGAGGGCAUUGAACAAAUCAAUAACUGGAUGUUCAUAAAUAUUCUUCAGUCAAACAACAAAUAAACUGAGGUCAUAGUUUUUGGAACCAAGGAGGAACGACUAAAAGUCAGAUGUAGAUGUCCACGUUAAAAACCACAGACAGAGCCAGAAAUCUUCGUGUAGUCAUGGACUCAGAGCUGAACUUCAACAGCCACAUUAAGAAAGUUACAAAGACAGCCUGCUGUCACCUUCAGGACAUACUGAGGAUAAGAUGAGUGAUGUCUCAGCAGGAUGUGGACAAACUGCUUUGUGUCCACAGAGUCAGGACUUAACAUGGAGAAGCAGCGUUUAGUUUUUCUGCUCCACAUAUCUGCAACCAACAUUACAGU
This is a messenger RNA of Epinephelus lanceolatus (giant grouper), 2404 nucleotides long. Its product is annotated as E3 ubiquitin-protein ligase TRIM39-like. Gene Ontology annotation, molecular function: zinc ion binding; protein binding. Lineage: Eukaryota; Metazoa; Chordata; Actinopteri; Perciformes; Serranidae. The record is from RefSeq and is a predicted model, not a curated record.